This is a messenger RNA of Pocillopora verrucosa, 1482 nucleotides long. The record is from RefSeq and is a predicted model, not a curated record. Lineage: Eukaryota; Metazoa; Cnidaria; Anthozoa; Scleractinia; Pocilloporidae.
AUGGCCUAUUCGACCGCAUGUUUAGACAACGAUACAGCGGAUUACCUAAUUUGUUUGUCCUCUUCAAAUGUAGCUGCUAGAUCACAUGAUGAAGCAAGUGAAAUUAAUCUAAUGAAGUCUGCCACAUCAUUAAAGGUGACUCUCCUGGGCAGUGGGUGGAGUUCGUCAAUAGCGGGCUUGUCCACCAUCAGCAGACAGCUUGCCAUUCUGUUGGCCAAACACUCUAAAGUGGACGUUACUCUCCUAGUCCCACAGUUUGCCUGCUCUGAAGAAGAGAAGAGGAUGGCAUCAAGUCACAAUGUUUCCAUCCAGGAGGCCAAGAAACUUGCAGGCUUCAGAAAUCCUCUUGAAUGGUUGAGUUUCCCACCAAGAGACCUUGUCAUUGACUUUGUGCUGGGUCAUGGUGCAAAGCUUGGUAAGCAAGCCCAAGUUAUCAGAAAGUCUCACAGUUGCAAAUGGAUUCAGGUGCUACACUCUGCACCCGAAGAACAAGGAAUACACAAAAUCUAUCCCAAGGCCAUUUCCAAAGGUGAAGAUGAGAAUACAACUGAAGUGGAGUUGUGUAAGUUGGCAGAUGCUGUGGUGGCAGUUGGACCAAAGUUGAGGAAGGCUUACCCUUCCCACCUGCACUCAUGCGAGAAGCAACAAGAUGUAAUUCAACUGACGCCAAGCACGUUCAGUGAGUUUUCCGACGUACAUCAAGCUGCAAUUGAUGCGGACAAGUUUAAGGUUCUAACGUUUGGCUGUGGUAACCCAGAGGAUUUCAGCUUGAAGGGCUAUGAUAUUUCUGCUAGAGCAAUAGUUGAACUGAAAGACAACUCUUACCAUCUGAUGUUCGUAUGUGCACCUGACGGUAAACAGGAUGAGGUUGCAUAUAAUUUACUCAAGAGUGGAAUUUGUAAAAAUCAGCUGACCGUGAGGAAGUCCGUCCAAAGCAAAGAGAGAUUGAAAGAGUUAUUCUGUGAAGUUGAUCUCUGCAUCAUGCCCUCCAGAACAGAGGGUUUUGGUUUGACAGCGUUAGAAGCGUUGUCUGCUGGUCUUCCCAUUCUUGUCAGUGGAAACUCAGGAUUUGGUGAAGCACUGUGCGCUGUACCAUCAGGCAAAUCAUUCGUGGUGGAGUCUGAGGACCCUGGGGAGUGGGCAAAGGCAAUUGCUAGUGUCCGACAGAAGGAAAGAUCAGAUCGCCUUGAAGAUAUUCGACAAGUGAGAAGUUUAUAUGAAGAGAAGUAUAGCUGGGAGAAGCAAUGUGACAGUCUUGUGGAGAAGAUGUGGGACAUACAUGUAGUUCAAGUUGCACGUCUUGUUAUUAAUGGUAGCGGGGGCGGCGGUAUCAUUAGUCUGUAUAGACGCGGUUGGGAUGCGUUUGUGAUGGUUGUCGAUUAUUUGUUUCGUGUUGUUCAUGCAGCUGUAAUUGAUCUUGAUGGUGUUUCGGUUGAAGACUUUUCUGAGCUUGUGAUCUUUGGGAAAGUGCUUGUCUACUAG